AUGCGCAAUGUUGCUGUAUUUCAUCGCGAACAUGUGCUUCCACCAAUCAGUGCCCGCCCUGAUCAGGUAGAAAGGGUCUUGAAAGCUCGGUUCCAUGAUGCUAUGACCAAACUGCAUCCUCAGGGCAAGGAGCUGGACCUGCUUAUUGUCAUUUUGCCUGAUAAUAAUGGUACUCUAUAUGGUGAUGUGAAGCGGAUUUGUGAGACAGAUCUUGGCAUUGUUUCCCAGUGCUGUUUAACAAAGCAUGUAUUUAGGAUGAAUAAACAAUAUCUUGCAAAUAUGGCCUUGAAGAUUAACGUGAAAGUUGGGGGAAGGAAUACAGUACUUGUUGAUGCACUCUCAAGGCGCAUACCUCUAGUUAGUGAUGUACCAACCAUCAUUUUUGGGGCUGAUGUUACCCAUCAUUUCAAUGAAGCUAGUUGUUGUUGCAUUAUGGUCAUGAUUUGCAACAUAGUUGCAGGUCAGAAUAAAGUUGAUGAAGAUUGA
Molecule: messenger RNA, 486 nt
Organism: Diospyros lotus (date-plum)
Lineage: Eukaryota; Viridiplantae; Streptophyta; Magnoliopsida; Ericales; Ebenaceae
Product: protein argonaute 1-like
Exons: 3
Coding region: 1-486 (161 amino acids)
Biological process (GO): regulatory ncRNA-mediated post-transcriptional gene silencing
Cellular component (GO): cytoplasm
Molecular function (GO): nucleic acid binding
Source: RefSeq, a predicted model, not a curated record